AUGGGCCUGGAGGAUCUCAGCGUAUCGGGCGCGAACUCGGCGGCCGAGCGCGUCGUGGACGACAAGACCGUCGCGCCCGCCGCCUCCGCGUCCGCCGCGGCGCCUAUCGAGUCCGAGGCCGCCGCACUGCGUCGCCGCACAUCAAUCCCCAGUACAUUCUCGUUCGGCGGCGUGGAUCAUGCCAUUCCGACCGCUGACGUGACCCAGCGCCGCUGGCGCAGCUUCGACGCCGCCGUAUCCGACGACUCGACUACGUCGUCGGCGCUUGACCAGCUCACGCGCCGCAUCCAGCAGGAAUCCCAACACGUGCUCAAGCGCAAGGCCCGCCUGUCCAAGCGACGCGAGCUCCUGCGCAGCGUAAAAUGUUUGCUCAGUUCCAGUCGCCGCGACCAGGUAGCGCUGCUUCAGAUGCAGCUCGUGGCCGAGGUAGCCACGGGCAACCGCUCGCUGGCCGUACUCAGCGACAUGCGCACGCUGCUCGCAUUAGACGAGGCCGACGAGCUGGCCACGGGGUCACAGCGCCACCGCGGCAGCUUCGCCGCUAGCCAGACGCUGCUGGAUGGCAUCGAACAGUCGGACCGCGCGCUAGCCGAAGAUUGGCUUCGACAGGUGCUACAGCUACAGGCCAGUUAUUUGGGCAAGCUCAUGGAGCUGCACCGCCAGAAGAGCCUGCAGCCCAAUGGUCUGACGCUCCAGCAAUUGCUGGAACAGGUGAACAGUGUCACUUCCGCCAAGGACGAGCCCACACUCGCUCUCGUGCGCUUCGAGAAGCUAUUGAGUCGCCAGAAACUGCUCAAGCCCGAGCUUAAGAAGGCGCUGGACAAGCUCUGCUUGGAUACCAUGCGCUCCUUCACGCGCGCGAGCAGCCAGCCCGGACCCAAGACGGUUUUCGACGACAGAGAGCCGCGCGACGUUAUGCAGUCGCUGGUGCAGGAGAUUGUGAGUGCCGUGGCCGCUGAAGCCAAGCUGGACAAGGCGCAGCUCCCUGCUCUGCGCGUGUUCGUGGAGCACAUGGUGUUCAGCCGUCUCGCCUGCGCGUGCUACCGUGGCACCGCGGCCGACCUGGAUGAGCUCAAUGCUUCGUGGCGUGAACACGCGGCCAAGAUGCGCGAGCUGAGCCUCGAAGAAGUCGGAGUGCCGGUGCAAAUCCCCCAGGAGGCCAAGCAGCAGGAGAUCUUCACCGAGUCCAUCGCUGCGUUUAACCAGCUCCCGCACCUGGUGCCCUCCAGUGUGCUGUCGUCCUUUAUGCGUGCUGUGUGCACGCUGUACCGGGAGGCCAAGGACGGACUUGGUCUAGAUAGCAGUUGCAUCUCGGCCGACGUGCUGCUGCCUCUGCUCGUGUACGUGCUGAGUCGCUGCGAACUCCCGCACCUGCACUCGCAGGUGUAUCUGAUGGAGCAGUACGCCAUCGAUGAGUCCCAGGACGGGUCCGAGGCCGCCUAUUAUUUGGCGUGUCUGCAGGCUGCUAUGGGCUACAUCAUGGGCAACUGCACGGCCGACGAGGCCGAAAACCAGUGA
Messenger RNA from Phytophthora nicotianae INRA-310, 1518 nucleotides. RefSeq lists its product as hypothetical. Gene Ontology annotation, molecular function: small GTPase binding; guanyl-nucleotide exchange factor activity. The record is from RefSeq and is a predicted model, not a curated record. The transcript has a single exon. NCBI's taxonomy places the organism in Eukaryota, Oomycota, Peronosporomycetes, Peronosporales, Peronosporaceae. Gene Ontology annotation, biological process: vesicle-mediated transport. Gene Ontology annotation, cellular component: endocytic vesicle; cytosol. The coding region runs from base 1 to 1518 and encodes 505 amino acids.